AUGGAGCUGUUUCAGGCAAAAGACCAUUAUAUUCUUCAGAGCGGCGACAACGCGCUGUGGUGCAGCAGGAAGGACGGCUCUCUGAGCGUCAGACCCGCAACGGACCUGCUACUAGCAUGGAACCCUAUAUGUUUGGGACUUGUGGAAGGCGUUAUUGGAAAAAUACAACUUCAUGCCGACUUUCCUCUGGGCCUGAUUCUGAUCCGCCAGAAAGCACUGGUGGGCUUGUUGCCAGGAGACCACAAAGUGUACAAGAUCACCAAGAUAGCAGUCAUUCCGCUCUCAGAAGAAGAACCACAGGAUCUGGAGUUAGAGCUUUGCAAGAAGCACCACUUUGGGAUAAAUAAACCAGAGAAAAUCACUCAGUCUCCAGAGGACUCCAAGUUCCUGUUGAAGACUUUGAGUCAAAUCAAGUCUAAUGUUGCUGUUCCCAUCAAGAAAAAGGUCAAAGAGAAUAAAGAAAAGGAACGACUGGAAAAGAGACUGCUUGAUGAGUUGUAUAAGAUAUUCAUGGACUCUGAUUCCUUUUACUACAGCCCCACCUAUGACCUUACAAAUAGCGUCCAGAGACAGGGAGCAUUAGAGAAGUCAGAUCUGCCACUGUGGAGACAGGUGGAUGACAGAUUCUUCUGGAACAAAUACAUGAUACAGGACCUAAUUGACCUGCAGGUUUCUCAGGUAGACUUCUGGGUAAUCCCCAUAAUCCAGGGCUUUGUACAAGUGGAGGAGCUGGUGGUGAACUAUAAUGAAAGUUCAGAUGAGGAGAGGAGCAGCCCUGACACUCCACCGCAGGAGCACACCUGUGUGGAUGACAUCCACCCCCGCUUCACAGUGGCGCUCAUUUCUAGACGGAGCCGCCACCGUGCUGGCAUGCGCUACAAACGCAGAGGAGUGGAUGCUGAAGGACAUGUGGCCAACUAUGUGGAGACAGAGCAGCUAAUCCACGUGCAUAGUCACACGCUGUCAUUUGUGCAGACACGAGGGUCUGUCCCUGUGUUUUGGAGCCAAGCUGGGUACCGCUACAAUCCCAGACCUCGUCUAGAGAAAGGAGAGAAAGAAACAAUUCCAUAUUUUGCUCUGCACUUUGAUCAGCAACUUAAGAUUUAUAAGAAGCAGGUCAUCAUCAAUCUAGUGGACCAGAAUGGGCGCGAGAAACUGAUUGGUGAUGCAUACCUUAAACAAGUGCUGCUCUACAACAAUCCCAACUUAACAUACGUCUCAUUUGAUUUCCAUGAGCAUUGCCGAGGAAUGAAGUUUGAGAAUGUGCAGACACUCACUGACGCCAUCUCUGACAUCAUCACAGAUAUGCGCUGGGGCUGGGUGGACCAAGCAGGAGUCAUCUGUACUCAAGAUGGCAUUUUCCGGGUCAACUGCAUGGAUUGCCUAGACAGGACCAACGUAGUUCAAGCUGCUAUCGCUCGUGUGGUCAUGGAAAAGCAGUUGAAGAAAUUGGGGGUGAUGCCCCCUGAACAGCCACUGCCCCUCAAAUGUUAUAGGAUCUACCAGGUGAUGUGGGCUAAUAACGGUGACACAAUCAGCCGCCAGUAUGCUGGUACAGCUGCCCUAAAGGGGGAUUUCACACGGACAGGAGAGCGAAAACUGGCUGGAGUGAUGAAAGAUGGUGUGAACUCAGCUAAUCGUUACUAUCUGAACCGCUUCCGUGAUGCAUACAGACAGGCUGUCAUCGACCUCAUGAUGGGUCUCCCUGUGACAGAAGACUUGUAUUCCAUCUUUAGCAAAGAGAAGGAGCAUGAGGAGAAAGAGAAGGAGAGUCAGAGGGGAGCACAGGAGCAGGUCAGCCUCCUUCUACAGACAUACAUGCAGCUCCUGCUGCCAGAUGAUGAGAAGUUCCAUGGUGGCUGGGCUCUCAUUGACUGUGACCCCAGUCUUAUUGAUGCAACGCACAAAGAUGUGGAUGUUCUUUUACUGCUGUCCAACUGUGCAUAUUAUGUUGCUUACUAUGACGAGGAAGCAGAUAGAGUUAAUCAGUACCAGCGCCUCAGUUUAGAGGGUUUGGAAAAGAUUGAAAUAGGGCCAGAGCCCACUCUGUUUGGCAAACCCAAAUACUGCUGCAUGCGAUUGCAUUACAAAAAUGAGGAGACGAGUGGUUACUUCCACACCCUGAGAGCUGUCACACGGAACCCAGAGGAUGAUGGAAAAGACACACUGCAAUGCAUAGCAGAAAUGCUUCGCAUAACAAAACAAGCUAUGGGACCUGACCUGCCAGUCAUAGAGAAGAAGUUGGAAAGGAAGCACAGUAAGCCGCACGAGGACAUCAUGGGCAUACAAGGAAAAGCCACUGAGCAAAUUCUUGGCUCAGGUUUGGCUCAGGGCAAAAGUUUCCUCAUGAACAAGUUCUCAUCCUUAAAUCAGAAAGUAAAGCAGACAAAAACUAAUGUCAACAUUGGAAACUUCAAGCCUCUUGGUCGACUAGGUACCUUUUCCAAGCCAGAGGUAAAAGUGAACUUCUUAAAGCCCAACAUGCGUGUGAACCUCUGGAAAUCAGACAGUAGUUUAGAGACUUCUGAUGGAAACACAGGCUGUAGCCAUAAGAACCUUUGUGAUGACCGUUCAGAUGCGGGGCACACCUCUGACUCUGACUCUUAUAACUCAGAUGAGCAGCCAUGCUCAGGCUCCCUGGAAAACAUAGACUAUGUGCUCCCCAGCUGUGGAAUUGUGGCAUCUGCACCUCGACUUGGCAGCCGCUCUCAGUCCAUUGGAAGUGUUGAACUUGCUGUGCCCUCUGUUAUUCGUGUCACUGGCUGUGAGAACAAAGUAGAGGACAGUUUAUCGGUUGGACCAAACGCCCAAUCCCCAGGGGCAGCCUCAGAAGCAGAGGAAGCCAUUUUGAUUGACUUUGGGACACCUAUCGAUGCUUACUGUCAGCAGUUUGUCCAAGAUGCCCAGAUCAAACCAAUAGAAGUGUUUGAGGAACGUCCGGUACUGCCACCAAACCCACUGGCAUCUCAGGGUCCUGCGUCGACGUCAGGCUCAAAGCCAGAUUCAGGCUCAGCCUCCCAGCAGCAGCAACUCCCUCGUCCGUCUCAACUUGAUGUAGAGCCUUCAGUUCCAGGGGGAAACCUCCUCACUGUCCACCCACCAGGCUCUGCUGCAUCAGGCGGCUCACAGAAGAGCCUUAGCUCCCAUGUGGAAGGCAGUCUAGGGCCUUCCCCAGCAGAAAGCAAUGGAAGUCGUGUUGUAUCUCCCUUUGCUAAGAUCAAGAGCUCCAUGGUGCAGGUGGCUAGCAUGACCCAGGCAGGACUCACACAAGGUAUCAGCUUUGCUGUGGCAAAAGUUCAGAAAAGUCCAGAGCCAGAAGCUGUCAAUGAAGUCCAAGAGAGCGAGUUGCGAGCGAUGUUUACACAGUGCCAGACUAGAAUCAUUCAGAUAUAGAAUGUUUGUUUGGCCUCAUGCAGAUGUAUCUUUAGUGUAGAAUGUGACUUCCAGCACAGUAGCAGUAGCAUAAGCUUGCACAGUAUGUGUACAGAGUCAACUAACAUCCUUACUCCUUAUUUCUCCACUAGUUAAUCUAACUGAUGUUUACAGCUAGUGUUGUGUAGUGUAUAGUACACCUAAGCUGAACCUGACUGUGCCCUUAUAAAAUCCUUAAUAUUCAUUACUUUACAUUACUGGUUUUGCAUGUUGAGAAACUGGUUGGUCUUGAGUAGAUUGAGAUAAGGAGGUUUUAUUGCAUGUCAAGAGACAAGACCUAAUAUUGUCACGUGCGACACCUGCUGUGCAGUAGAGUUCUUUGCAUAAAUUGAGUGUUGUAGCCGUAGCUAAAACCUGUAGUAAAAUAGCCGGAUUCUAAUAUCUAUUCAAUGGGCAGCUCAGUAAUAGAUAGCAGAAAAAGAGGAAAGUAAACAUAAAGUCACAUAUAGUUAAAGAAAUAUCUUUGUUGUGGUGUAUGUUAAUAGAAAUGUACCAAAGUAGCUACAGAAUACAUUUAUAAUCUCUGGUUAAAUAAUACUGUCCAGUAUGUAAUUAGCAUAUUAUAAAAGUACUGUAUACUGAGUCUUCUGAAGUUGAACCCUCCAUUUAAUAUAUUUAGACAGAGGAAAUAUAUUUACGUAAGUUUGUUUAUCGUGAUAAAUGAGAAAAACGCCACUUCAGAUAGACACUUGAAACACCUCAGAGUCGUUACUGACAUUUCUUUAUGCAUUAGCGGUUGAAUUAGAAAUAUCGUGCUUAAAGGUACAAUGAGUAGAAAUUCCGUUAAAACUUGACUAACAAUUAAGACGAGCCGCUAUUUGUUGGUAGUAAGUAUGAAGUGGAAUGGUAGAUGCAACGUGAAGGCUUAAAUCAGUUUACGAGCUGGAAAACUGCCUUUCUUUUCUACCAUGGUUUAGGUGAAAUUGUGCAGUGCUAAAUACGCUACAUCGUGCUAACUUCAAUUCCUGUUUGACAAAAGAUGUAACCAUCAGCAACAUAGCAACUUGUGACUUAAGAAAAUUGCAAAACUAUUACUUAUUGUACCUUUAACCUUCUUAUCACAUUGCAUUAAGUGGGGAAACUAUAUUUAUUAAAUACAUUUUAUUUCUAGAUUGUACAAGUGACCUGUUUAUUUUUUCCUAGAAAUGCAUUAGGGUAAUGGAAAGUGGUCAGUGUCUUAAAAUGUCCUUGUGUAAAAUGUUCUGUUCAUCCAAAGGGGUAAAGUCUAUCUGCAAAAAAGACCUGCAUCAAAUGCUUGCCUUAGUAUUUCUGUGAUAAAUACAUUUUUGCAUUUAAACAUGGAAAUUGAAUCAAAAAUAAGUAACUGGAUGUAUAUAUGAAUAUACUCAACAAUACCAUAACUUCUUAAGGAGGUAUUUGAUGCAGGUCAGAUGCAAGGAACCCUGGCCAAACAUAAAAAAACACUGUAAAAUGCUUUUUGCACUCUUAAGUAUCAAGAGUAAGCCUUAUCAGAAUAUUAAGUGCAGGUAUUUUUGACAAAUCUACCUUCAUAUUAAAUGUCGAUAACUGUUUUCAUUCAGGUUAUAUUUUGCUGUGUUUGUGGUGUAGUAAAUUCAGAUUUAUGCCACGUCAAUAAUAUGUUCAUUGAUAUUUUGAUGCUCAGGCUUGAGAUCUGACCAUUAUAGUGCUUUUGUUGAUAUGAACUUAAGUGAGUGAGAACUAUUUGAGAUACUUCAGCUUAAAAGUACCAUACUUAACUGUCAUGCCACUUUAAUGAUGCAUUUAUUGACUUGAUAAAGGAGGUUAUGUUAUAAAGUUUGAUAAUCAUUGGCUUUAGUAUGACAUGUAUUAGAAGAGGCUAGUAUGUUGCAUGUGAUCAUUCACAGUAAAUACUGCCUCUUAGUCAAUAGGCUUUAUAGCCCAAAGAAGGCCAUGAUGACUUAAAAGACUAAGAAUACAUUUUGCCUUAAAGGCCAGCCUCCUGUACAACAUAAAAACCAUCACUGGUAAUUUUGCUUUGCUCAGCUAUAUUGCUCCCUUAUAAAACUGAAUCAUUGGAGGUGAACCUAACGGUAGCUUACAAUUAGAUAACCCAUUAAUCCUGAUUUAUUGCAUUCCUUUGCCAUGUAGCAUAGCGCAAUCUGGGUUUAUAUGUAAACUUGGAACCAAAAAUUAGCCAGGAAUAUACGAGACAUGAGGUUCACUUGAUCAAGGAGCCUGCUUCAUGGUCAUCUCAAGCCUGAGACACCAAUAUUUCACAGGAGGCUGGAAGGGUCUCUUUCUUAUGAACCACAUAUUUUAAACUGAUUUUUUUUUUGUUUUCUGCUCAGUUGCUCCAUGAGGCUUAUUAUUCAUAUAUUCUUUUACUUACUGUGUAAGUAAACUUAAUCUACUCCUCGCUUCCAUAAUACCUGAGAGCUGGUACUUCAUUCUGCUGUCUGCUGACAUCGGCACAGUUUAAACUUUUUAACGUGGUUAUAAUGCCAUUUUGAUUAUAUGUAUGUUGGGUAAAUGGGUUUGGGUUGUAGGUUGAGUUCCUUUUUUAAGUGUUUGAGAUGGCAUGCACUGGACUGAAGGUUAUUCUAGAACAUUCAUACAAGGAAGUGGUACAUACAUUUAAAAUCUUCCAAGGAACUUUACUGUGUAAGUAAACAUUCCUCUUGCUGUAGGUGUUCAGCCCCCCCCUCCCCUUUUUUCUUGUAUGUAUUUCAUUUAUUGUUUUUUUCUAUGCAUAAGGACUUGCACCUUUCCUUGUUUUCUUCCCCAAAGUUGAAGUUGAAAAAGGACAAUUAUUUGACACAAAGUGCUUUUGAAACCUCAUUUUAUUUGCCAUCAUCACUUAACUGACAUGUCUGAUAUACUGAAAUAUUGUUUUUUUCUCUCUGAAAAUGUUUUCAAUCAUGUAGUGUUAAGUGUAUUUAUUGCACAGCAUUUAAGCACACUUUCCAGUAUCUUCCCAUGUCUGUGUGAAUGGUGACCUCUUCCACACAAGUUUGUGAGAUGUUUCCAUCUAAUGUUUCCAGAAUUUUAUUGUAUAAUAGCCUAUUUAUUCUAAAACCUUCAUAGUCUUAAUUCCCUGUGUUUGCUAAUAACAUUAACAACUGUGUAAAACUGCUGUAUUUUAUGUUAUGGGACAUAUCUGGGAGGCUCUUUAAGUAAAUAAUUCAAAGGAAAUUUA
Messenger RNA from Colossoma macropomum (tambaqui), 6571 nucleotides. It is a transcript of the gene inpp5f, whose product is annotated as inositol polyphosphate-5-phosphatase F. Gene Ontology annotation, biological process: phosphatidylinositol dephosphorylation; regulation of endocytic recycling. Gene Ontology annotation, cellular component: early endosome; clathrin-coated endocytic vesicle. The record is from RefSeq and is a predicted model, not a curated record. Gene Ontology annotation, molecular function: phosphatidylinositol-4-phosphate phosphatase activity. Lineage: Eukaryota; Metazoa; Chordata; Actinopteri; Characiformes; Serrasalmidae.